UCACAUGACACGGUCAGCUCCGCAGAGUGAACCCGCUGCUCAGUUACAUGUUAGGUUGUUUGGCGUAUGACACUGCGAUUUCCGUGCGCCACAAGUUGUAGUAACACUAUUACCUGGCUCACUUUCUCAUUUAAUAUUUGAGAAAUAUAUACGCAAGCAGUCAAUCGCGUGUUUUGUCGAAAUAGCGAACGAACGAGUCGAUUCGGACGUUUCUUUACUGUAGCUAGGUAACGUUAGCGCGCUAAGCUAACACCGCUAAGCUAGCGUUACUUGCCUGCAGAGAACGAAAACAUCAGCAUGAACAUCGACAGCGUAAACCAGUCUGUCACCACUGGAGUUUCAUCCGCGACAUCUGCAACAUCAAGUAACUGUAUCGCAAAUAGCACAGCCAGCAGUGUCAGCAGCAUCCCUUCGGUGACGAGUAAUGCUUCAGCCUCGGCUGCCAUGGUGACGCCAUCAUCAGACACAUCUGUAUCCAAUGGCGUCUAUGUUCCCGGUGGCAUCACCAACGGGGAUGUGAAGCCUGCCAUCUCCACCGCACCGCUGGUAGAUUUCCUGAUGCAGUUAGAGGAUUACACUCCUACUAUUCCUGAUGCAGUGACAGGCUACUAUCUCAACCGUGCCGGAUUUGAAGCGUCUGAUCCAAGAAUAAUCCGUUUGAUCUCCCUUGCCUCUCAGAAGUUCAUCUCAGACAUCGCCAACGAUGCUCUGCAGUACUGUAAGAUGAAGGGCACGGCGUCAGGAAGCUCCAGGAGCAAGGCAAAGGACAAGAAGUACACGCUGACAAUGGAGGACCUGUCUCCUGCCCUCUCAGAAUAUGGCAUCAACGUCAAGAAACCUUAUUACUUCACAUAGGGUUUUCAUCUUCACGGGGCUUUUCCUAGUUUUUUUUUUUUGUGUGUUUUUUUUUUUUUUUCUUCCCACCUGACCCACUAGGUUGUCGCUACCUUUUGCAAAAAGUGCUUUGAUCAUGGUGCUUUAGUACAGCCUUUGACAGUUGUUUUUGCAGUCAUUUUGCCUUUUUGUAGAGCAAACUUUGUAUUGUGUGAAAGUGUAACAUUACCAAUGUUUUCUUGUGGAAAAAUAAAACCUACAACUAAAAUC
Myripristis murdjan (pinecone soldierfish) is the source of this 1104-nucleotide messenger RNA. RefSeq names its product TAF10 RNA polymerase II, TATA box binding protein (TBP)-associated factor (gene taf10). The record is from RefSeq and is a predicted model, not a curated record. Gene Ontology annotation, cellular component: nucleus; SAGA complex; transcription factor TFIID complex. Gene Ontology annotation, molecular function: promoter-specific chromatin binding; RNA polymerase II general transcription initiation factor activity. Gene Ontology annotation, biological process: transcription initiation at RNA polymerase II promoter. Lineage: Eukaryota; Metazoa; Chordata; Actinopteri; Holocentriformes; Holocentridae. The transcript is spliced from 5 exons. Bases 298 to 855 code for a protein of 185 amino acids.